AUGCCGGACCUCAAGUACGACUCGGAUGGAGAAGGUUCCUUCACCAAAGAAGGAUACGAAAAGCUCCGACGCAUCAUCCAGAAACAGGAAUCCGAGACCAAGGAGAUGCAGGCUUUCGUUAAUGAAAGCAAGCAAGUCGUGGAAAACCUCGACGCGCAGCUUCAGAACGCUGCUGCAGCCUUCAAAAAACUGGAAAAAGAUAUCAAGGGAGACGCUAAUCUCAAGAAAGUUCAAGAACUCCAGGAAGAACUCAACACCCUCCAGGCUGCCGCCAACAUUGUCACCACCCCUAUUGGAGGACGACAGAAGCUCAAGCUCAGCGCCCUAAUCACCUAUAAUAGUACCCCCGGACACCUCAAGUCUUACCUGAUCCAGAUCAGGACCUACCACAACUUCCACCAUAACGAUUUCGCCAAUCAAACGGAAAAAGUCAUCCACGCAGCCACUUAUCUUCGUGGACGAGCCCUUAAGUGGUUUGAACCCAUCCAGGAAGAAUUCCUCAAGUGCGAAACCCUGGACGAAUGCUCUACGGAAACGCGCGACAUCUACAGCAGCUUUCAAGGAUUCGAGGACGCCCUGCGAUCCCUCUUCCAGGACCCGGACGAGAAACGCCAAACUGAACGCAACCUCGCACAGCUGCAACAGACUAAGUCGGCUAAGGAAUAUGCCGCCACCUUCAGACAACUUAGUGUUCAACUAGACCUCACCGAGGAAACCAAGAUCUUCAUGUUCUACUAA
Molecule: messenger RNA, 738 nt
Organism: Colletotrichum aenigma
Lineage: Eukaryota; Fungi; Ascomycota; Sordariomycetes; Glomerellales; Glomerellaceae
Exons: 1
Coding region: 1-738 (245 amino acids)
Source: RefSeq, a predicted model, not a curated record